Austrofundulus limnaeus is the source of this 427-nucleotide messenger RNA. Its product is annotated as transcription factor Adf-1. Gene Ontology annotation, cellular component: transcription regulator complex; nucleus. Gene Ontology annotation, molecular function: DNA binding. NCBI's taxonomy places the organism in Eukaryota, Metazoa, Chordata, Actinopteri, Cyprinodontiformes, Rivulidae. The record is from RefSeq and is a predicted model, not a curated record. Gene Ontology annotation, biological process: regulation of transcription by RNA polymerase II.
AGUGUGCAAGAAAAGGUGGAAGAGUCUUCGGGACACCUAUGCCAAGGAGACUAAAAAGGAGAGAGACAGAAACAGGAGCGGUGCAGGCGCAGAUACCACAGGCAAGUGGAAAUAUAUGGCGGUCAUGGCCUUCCUGAAGCCAUUUAUCACACCACGUGAGACCAGUGGCAACAUGCAGGACAGUUUCAUUGAGGACCAUGCUGCUGUGGACAAUGGACCAGAAGAACCAGAGGAGGCAGAAGACGAGUCAGCAUUCGAGGCCUCUGUAUUAGACUACUUUUAUAAAAAGAAAUUAAACACAGAACAGAAAUUCAUCACAACUUUGGGGUGUUAUUUUUUACUUAAUUGUACACAUGCAACAAAUGCAAAUGUGAUGAAGACUGUUGAUAGUGAACUUGGUGUACUUGUGCUAAACACGGCGUUGAAA